AUGACUCUUGGCAAGCGUCUGGGAUACAUCACCAUUGUUAUGAGGAAAUGGGAAGAUUUCAUUCUUGCAGCGGCCGGUAUGAGUGCUGCUCGGAGGGCUCGUAGAAAAAUGGCGCAGAUGUUCGUUGUGAGAUGCAAUAUUAACCCUUCUCCUUCUCCCCUACCUUUUUUUUUUGAAAACAGACUGAGGAUAGGCAAGCUUUGCCAUCAGGAUAUCGAUAUUGUAGAGGCUCUUCCUCCUCCUGUGUCUGAAAGGCAUAAGGAGACAGAAUCCAACGAUGUGGGUCUUCAUCCUCGUAAGGCUCGUAGAACUGUAUUUGUGGCCCGGAUUCUUGGUGGUAUUGGGGUUAUUCUUGGCAACCAAUUUUCUGGGCAAAAAGAGGUAGUGGUAGUGCCCAACUCUCUAAAUGAAUCACCCUCACCCUUCUUUGGUUCGUCCUUGGUUAACCCUAGUUCCGGCUCUAUAAUUGGGGGUGCGCUGUGUUCACCUGGAGGUUCUUUCUGGCGCGAGAAGCCUUCCCUGGUUAAUGAAACAAGAACUUCAUCCCAUACCCUGUCUUUCAUGACCUACACUCUGGGAUGGGCAAUUACUAGAGACUCCUUACUGUUGGAAGAUGCUACCGCCGAGGAAUAG
Messenger RNA from Lactuca saligna, 633 nucleotides. NCBI's taxonomy places the organism in Eukaryota, Viridiplantae, Streptophyta, Magnoliopsida, Asterales, Asteraceae. The record is from the annotation of a GenBank genome assembly.